UAAUAAGUAUCUUCCUUCUCUUUUUUUUCUUAUAAAAUCAAUCUUGUUGUCUCCGGCAAUUGUUUUAAAACAUUUGCAGCACCCAACUUCUGUCUAUGCAUCCAGACACAAUCAAGCUUAUACCACCCUCAAGCAACAGUAAAAUACAGGAUAUAGACCCCUUGCAAACCCCGGAACAAGAUUGCAAAAAAAAAAAAGAAAAAAAGAGUUCAAUUUGAUUACAAACCAUUCAUUAUCAGUUUACCUAUUGUUAUCUUCCUAUCUGCACCAGCAUAGGCUUCUCAGCCUCAGCCUCAGCCUCGGCUUCAACACCUGCUUUCCUCUUCUCAACAACAAUCACAUCUUCUUAAAGCACUUAUACCCUUUAUCCUGAUAUGCUUGAGAGCAUGUCUGCAUUAUCUGAAGCCCAGGCUUUUGGUAUCCCUUCUCCUUCAGGGAACGGAGCUUUUCUUAAUAGUAUCAAUCUACCAAGACAAGCAUCCCAGAUAGAGGACGAUAUAUCAAUCCAUAGCCAUGUAUCCAGUCUUAACGACCCGAGAGCAACCAAUACAGUUGUCAAAGAUAUUACUUUUUGGGGCGGACUCAGUCUCUUAAUCUGUAAUACAACAGGUCCUGGUGCUACCAGUUUGCCACUAGUGGCGCAAAAUGCUGGAUGGGUGCCCACUCUCAUUGGUUUCCUGCUUGUCGGGCUGCUAAGCUACCUUAGCUGCAUGUUCAUUUGUGAAGCCAUGGCUGAAGUCCCAGGAAAUGAUCAUUUUCAAGCCAAUGUCGAAUUCUCAAACCUAGUAUUCGCAUUCUUUGGCAGAAAGUAUCAGAUUAUUGUCCAGCUUAUCUGCUUCUUUGCUAUGCAGACAACUAUUAUUGCAUCGAUUGCCAUUUGCGCUCAAGUAUUCGAUAAUCUUUUAAUAUGUCUGUUUCGCAAGACUUGUGGCGUACAGAUAUAUCCAAGCAUAACACUGAUCUGCGCCACGGAGCAAUUACCAUCCGCCAGUCCUUUUUCUGGUGUAAUGAUUAUAAGCACUGGGGCUUUGGUGGCAUUCGUCUUGGUUAUCCCUCUUUGCCUUAUGAACUUGAGUGAGAACAUCUGGUUGCAAGCCGGUUCCUGCAUUUUGAUUUUACUGAUAUUUAUCCAAUGGUUUGUGACUUUUUUCCAGCAUGGAUUAGUGCUGGCACGCGUUCCAGCAAUAGGCUCAGACAUAUCUCAGACAUUUGGAUCGAUUUUAUUCAACUAUGCGUUUGUGGCGUGCGUACCGUCGUUAGCCAACGCCAAAAAGGCAAAUGUUUCGUUGCAUAAAACUAUUGGCACCAACGUGUCGCUCAUGACCACUAUAUUCAUACUUGUGUCUAUUCUUGGAGCCAUGGCAUUUGAGAUCCCUACUAAUUCAACCCUGGUUCAAGCCAUUACCUCGUCGCCCGAUGUUUCUUUACUUUCACGAAUUGCUGGCUUUACUUUCCCGGUCGCUGCUCUGAUCACCUCUAUUCCUGUUAAUAUGAUUGUACUGCGAUAUAACUUGAUUCAGUCGAGGGCUUGCAGUAACAGAUGGGCUAAGAUCUUAGCCGGAUGCAUACCCUGGCUUUUUGCUAUUCCUGGGAUGACUGGUUCACUCCUUAUGACAAUUGUUGAUUGGAGUUCGCUUUUUUUUGUCUCCACAGCAAACUUUGUGAUUCCAUUUAUACUCUUCAUUCAUUGUAAAAGACUGAAGAAGAGAAAGCAUAAGCUUGCAGUGGUCGAUGAAGAAAAGGAAGCCGAGGCUAGCAAGGGCUCGGCAACAACAGCUAUUACUGAUUUGACUAUGUCGCCAGAGGAGAAGGAGCUUACAAUCUGGGGACGACUGACACUGUGGUGCGAGCGCCGUACAUCUAGAACAUCGGUGCCGGAGAAGUUUGGUCAAUGCCCUAGCCUUGAUUCGCUUGGGGCAACUAAAGAAAAACACGACGCUACUAAAAUUGCUAUCACUGGAGGAGAUCCAGAGACAAAGGGUGAUGGGGCUACUAUAGUGUCUUCUCCAACUCAACCCCGGGACUCUCGGGCUUGUACUAAUGAGAUUGAGGAAAUCCUGCCUCCAUUCCUGAGUGGGAACAAUUAUAUGAUCCCUGGACUUUCCAGGAUUCAAUCUAAAUUGGUAUUGGAUGAUUGUCUUUUGAGGCCAACCGGCUCAGAUUUAUCGCUGCAAUGGCCUCGACCUGCUGAGGUAUCUUCCCAAGAGAGUGUUAGAAGCGAAGGGGCACUGAGCAAGGUGGUAGACAUGGAGGAUGAAUUGCCUCAACAUCAUGGAGAUCUUAAAAGUCAAUUGAAGAUGCGUGCUGUCCCUCGGUGGAUCCCUGGCUCAGGGGUUGCUGUUGCAUGGGUUGCCUUGUUUAUCAUGCACGUUGGCAUUAUCAUGACAAUCAUGUGUGUAUUAUUCAUAUUGAAUCUCCCAAUUAUUUGACAGUUUUAUUAUUUCCUUUACUAACUGUG
This is a messenger RNA of Lobosporangium transversale, 2458 nucleotides long. RefSeq lists its product as hypothetical. Bases 375 to 2429 code for a protein of 684 amino acids. Lineage: Eukaryota; Fungi; Mortierellomycota; Mortierellomycetes; Mortierellales; Mortierellaceae. The transcript is spliced from 2 exons. The record is from RefSeq and is a predicted model, not a curated record.